AUGGCAUACCAAGAUGAUGGCACUAACACUGCUGAUCACGACGAUGCGCUAGCACAAGCUAUGGAUGAAGAGUUCGAGGAAGCAAGAGAUGGCAACACGUCUGUUUCACCUGAAGAUGAGAGAAGUCAACGCCUGUUUCCGGACAGCGAGCCGCUAGAUCCACCGUAUGGUUUGCGAGCGACUGGGGCAUCUUUAGAGUUUGGUCUGGAUGCUGCAGCACUUGGGUUGCUGGAUGGGGGCUCGGGUAGCUCAACAGAACAGACGGCAACAAGACACUUCAGUCCUCAGAGUGAUCAUGAGUUGAUUCCAGCCACAGAAGAGCCACGAUCAGUGGCCGCAGGCAGGAUGCCUCAAGUUACGGCGCCGCCACCAGCGGUGACGAAUGAUCUCAUGGGACAGUUGAGUGCUAUGCUACAGCAGACGCUGCAGAGCCAUGUGGCUCCUGCUCUAGAUCGUAUGAUGAUGAGUCAGGCUGCGGUCAUGUCCCGACUGGACAGGUUGGAGAGUGAGAGAGACUCCCAAGUGCCGUUGACGGCGCAAGGUGAGCAUGUAUUGGCCAUGCUUCAGUCGUUGGAGGUGGGCUCCAAGCCAAGUGCUAGUGGGGCUAAUGCAGAUGCAGCGUUGAAGCAACCCACUACCGUUCCAGCGGGUGUUUUGCCUGAGUCAGCGGUUGGGGUUCAGGAUACUCGUUUGCAUCAUGCGCGGGAUUUGGCAUCCAAGGGCAAUGGUUCCGCUCACGUUGAGGCCCCAACGCAUCAAAACAAGGGUGUGACGGUGGUGGAGGGCGGUGAGGCUUCAGGGAUCAGGGGUUUCGGAUUGGAUCCCUCGCCGGGAAUCGGCGAGAAGCCGGAGGAGCCUACCAAAACCUCGCUGGAGCUUCCUAAAUUGGACAAGUACAACCCAUCCACAUCAGCCAUCGUAGCAGGGGAUUGGCUUAUCUCGUUGACGCCAGUGAUUACUUCGCUGUCCGCUUCUGCUUGGGUGUUUUGGGAGGAUUGUGUAAGCACGGCCAAGCUGUUCUAUGGCCGAUGGUUAUCCUCUUCCCCACUGGAGAGACUACAUAUCCAGGCGGAGGUCUUGGUAAACAGGUACCGCGAUGGAAAGUUCUCGAGGGUUGAUCAACGGGCGGUCAGUUUGUUGUUGGCUGCAGUGGGUAAUGAGCUGAAGGAUGAUCUGAUCUCUCUUCGCUUGCUGGGUACAUGCGCUAUUGUGUUCAAGGUUAUGGCGAAAUAUCAACCGGGAGGAGCUGCAGAGAAACAGCAACUUCUGUCGUUUCUAGUCACCCCUGAAAACGUCACCACAAGCGCUGCAUCAGUUAAAGCACUGCGGAAAUGGCGUCGUUGGUUAGCCCGUGCUCGUGAACUCCAGGUAAUCGUUCCUGACCCUAGCCUUCAGCUCAAGGGUCUUGAAAGGCUCGCCCCGACAUUGUCCGCUCCAACUCAACAGACGGUUUUGCAGUUUUCAGAGCUCCUGCUUGCAGAGGCCGAGGAGGCGGUGUUGUCAGAAGCUGCAGACAAGGGUGGAGCGAGGCAGACGGUAGCUAAGGCGGAUGAGGUGCCAGGAAAGGGAGGAAAGGUUGGGAAGGAAGGAAAGGGUGCAUCAAAGGGGGCUGCCAAGGUGGAUGGUGGAAAGCAACUUUGUCGGCUCUGGAGAACCGAUGACGGGUGUAGGUAUGGGAAGUCUUGUACGUUUGCGCAUGAUGCCCUCACCCCUGCCGAUAAGAGGUGUUUCAACUGCAGUAGCACAAAGCACCGAAAGCCAGAUUGUCCGUUCCCGCGUGCGCAAGCCGAGCCCGGUGGGAAGCCAGGGAAAGGUAGCCAAAAGGGGAAAUCAGGGGAUGAGGUUAUGAAGGCUCAGGAUAAGGGGGCUAGUGAAACCGACAAGUCGGCUCGUGACGAGCUGAUUGCACGGGCCAACGCAGUGUUGGAAUCUAUCCAAACCUCAAUCAAGGCCUUGCAGCUAGGUUCGAAAUACCCGCCGAAGCCAGGUCCCCGCGAUGAAACAGGUCUGAUAGACUCCGGUGCCACAACAUGCAUGCGCAUGCGUAGGGAAGAUGAGCAGCCAGUUGGAGAGAAGACGGUUUCGCUCGCGCAGGGAGAAGUUCAGAUGGGAUUCAGUGCCGGGGGAGUUUUACUUGCUAACGAAGAAGUUGAACCCAUCGUUUCACUCCGACAGCUCAUCACCAUCGGCUUUCGUCUGGUUUGGUCCAAGAGGGCAUGUCAACUGUUCGAUGAAGAGGGUUACUCGGUUCCUUUGUCCACGGCUUCCGGCUGUCCGAGGGUGUGUAAGGCUGUAGCGCAAAACCUGAUUGACCGCAUCGAAACUUUCAACCUUCACGGGUAUGGUGAAGAUCAGCUUGCUAUGAUGCGUGAUGCUGAUGCGGUGUCCUGGGAGGCAGUCAUGUGUAAAGUAGCCGAGAGUGUGAGAGAAGGUAGGCAUGAGUUUGACGCUGUAGCCGCGAAGCAUGGGGCUAAGGUUGUAGCCAUAGACUCCACUGAAGACCUUAACGAUCCGGCUACGUACACUUACUUGCUGAAGCAGGCGCUCGCUGGUAAGGAUGAAGGACCACCAGUGGUUCGGGCGCGGUAUGGGGUUGAAAGGUUUGGAUUGGAGAACCUCUCCCAUCAAGAGCGUGAGAAGGUUGACUAUGACGACCAGCUCAUGCUCAGAAGCUUUAUUCUGGGUGUUGCCUCAAAGUGGGGACCUUUUAAGCGCGGUACUCAUGAGGGUGCGAAGGCAAGCUACUUCCUUGCGGCAGUUUUCUCCGUACCUAGGGCGCCAGAGCUAAACGGGUCUAGAGUGGAUAAGCCUGAGGCAGAUGUAGCAGCUGUUCCGGGGGAGCCAGGGGAGUGGGAGAAUGCGGAUGACGACGAUCGUGAUGACGAUGAUGGUGGAGGCGUGGGCCCUAUUGAGCUUGAUGACGCCCCGGUGGAGCCAGAGCCACAACCGCUAGAACAGCUAGAGCUAGUUCACUUGCCGUUCGUCGUACCGCUACCCUCAAAAGGGGCAAGGGACGUGAUGAAUGGAAUCAAGGGAGGUGACCGGUUCAAGGCCAAUCCUUUUGCCGAGAACCUCAUCGGCAUCCUGAAGGGGUUCUCCAAGGAUCCGAUGAAACAGCUUCAGAGUGUCAUGAUGUUUGCGCUCCGAGGGCUCACAAAUCAGCUGAAAGCCGGUGAUAUUGUUGAUGUCCCAGCUAUGUAUGCUAGAUACGGUGAUGAGGGAAGUUCGCUGCUGCGGGUGAAAGUCGUCGGCGAGAUGAGGGUCGUAGUGAUGCUCAGUGUCGAGAUGAGGGUCGUAGUGAUGCUCAGUGUUGUGAUGAGGGUCGUGGUGAGGGUCGUGGUGAUUCUCCGUGUUUUGAUGGCCGUCGUGGUGACUCUUCGUGUGAUCGUGAUGACACCAGAGAGUCUCGUUGAGGGUCCAGUGGUUUCGAGUGGUACAAGUGGGUUUUCCGGCAGCGCUGGGUGGGAGGAUGUGAGCUGUGACCCACUUGGGAUGGGUGCGCGGGUGGGGCAUAAGGGUGGUCUAAACGCUCUGAAUGCCGAUUUUUCCGAGGAUUGCGAGUUUGUGGACGUGUCCGUGACGAGUAAUCUUCUGUUUUGUGAGCCUACUUGUGUCGAGUGGGAGAGCAUUGUAGGUCGAGCUUCGGAUCGUGAGGUUGGACCUGAUGAUCAUGAUAGCUCGGGUGAAACUUGGGUUGGGGUCGGUGAGGCCUCUGAGUCUUUUGACCCUGAUGGGCAGCAGAUCGCCCUCAAGGCGUUGCUGAGUCGGGAGUGUAAGCUCCAAGAUCGGAGUGGGGUAGCCGGGGAUAGUGACCGUGAGGGUUAUAUUCAUGGGCUGUCUUCCACGAUCAAGCGUUUAGAAGAGAGGUGUUGCAAGGCCGAUGACGGUGUCGAGUAUUCCACGCUCCCCGAUGCGGAAGUGCUAACUACUCACACUGUUCCGUUGGAAGAAGUUGAGAGGCAUUACAGUUUGUGGUCCGCGGCAGUCCAGGCAGAACUUGAUUCGUUGGUUCAUGAAAAGCAGGCGGUAAGGGUGAUCACCAGCGCUGAAAUGCAAGCAAUGCAAGAAAAGGGAACAUGCGUGACCAUUAUUCCUAGCAAGAUGGUGUUUACCCGAAAGGCUGGUGGGCGCCAUAAGGCACGGUUGGUAGCCUGUGGAAAUCAUCUAGAUGGGCAGGGCCAGGCUAAGGGUAAGCAGUCACCAUCCAAGGCGAACCUGUAUGCUGGAGGAAUCGACCCUUCAGUGAUGCGCCAAGCGGCAUCGAUUGCGGUUAAGAGAGCCUGGAAGGGGGGAGCUACAGAUAUCACUACAGCGUUUUUGAACGCCGAGCUGCUUGAUCGAGUGAAUCCUCGUUCCUCCCCGCCUCCUUUGUCCUUGGAUGUCCCAACUGAGGUGAUUGUAUUGAAGAUUCCGAGCAUUGUGCAUAGACAUGGACAUGUUGAUCGAUCAUGCUUCAUGCUGGUGUGUAAGGCACUGUAUGGGUUGGAUCAAUCCCCAAGAGACUGGUCUAUCAAGAGGGACAGUGAGAUUGAGGGCAUGUCAUGCCAAGUCGAUGGGGUCACAUGCAUGUUUGAGCAGAGUUUGGUCGACUCUAAUUUGUGGUACCUUCGGAGAGUGCCUAAAGAUGGAGAGAGCCACAGUUGGAGAGAGCCUGUUGCAUGCAUGUUGGUGUAUGUCGAUGAUCUCUUAGCCUUUGGUCCCAGUCCAGUCUUGACGAUGAUAUUCGAGCUGAUCACUUCGCGCUGGAAGUGCGGACCGGUAGAGUGGAUCCCCGAGGACCCCACUAAACCCCCACUCAAGUUCUUUGGUUUUGAGCUGCGCUGGGAUGGUAAGGAUCUGUUGCUUGGCCAACAAGACUUCAUUCGGGAUGUGGCGACUAGGUACCCCGAGGCAACUGCCUCGUGCGUUCCUGCUACCCCGGGACCCUUGGAUGUAGAGGAUGCUUCCGAGCGUAGGCCCGAAGAUGUUUCUGCUUGCCAAACGGCGCUGGGCGAAAUCUUAUGGGUUGCAGGGCGCACUCGGCCAGACAUUAUUUUCGCUGUUUCCCGCCUUGCACAGACCAUGUCAAGGGACCCCGCUACGGUGAGAAAGAGAGUCAUGCAGCUCAUUGGUUACCUUGUCUACACGCAGGACCUUUGCCUCCGAUAUCGGGCUACGUAUUCUUGUCAGGGUGAACCAGGCGCUACUGCCACCCCGAACGCUGAAGGUGUGAUCGAGGCCAUGACAGACAGUGCAUUCGCGCCUGUAUGUGAGCGAUCGCAAGAGUCAACUUUGGUUUACACUCAAGGGUCUCUGACGGGGUGGAACACUGGUAGACAACCGUUCACUGCUGCGUCGACCGCGGAGUCAGAACUCUUGAGUUUGAUGACCGGAUUCAGCUUCGGUAGGGCCCAAACUUACGUCCUUCAGGAGUUUAUGGGUAAGGUGCCACGGUUGGUCGUGUUGAACGACAACAUGGCUUCAAUCUCUAUUGUAAAUGGCGACUCCAACGGGUGGAGAAGUAGGCACCUGAGAAUUCGAGCACAUGUGCUGAGAGAACAGGCCAAGCAAGGACAUGUCGUCGUGGGGCACAUAGAGGGGGCGAAAAACAUCGCCGAUGCAGGAACCAAGGCCUUGCCGUAUCCUCGUUUGAAGCUCUUGCGGGACGGUAUGGGUUUAGAUGCAGUUAGGAAUGUUCAUGAUGCGCGCCCAAAAGGAGCUACGAAGGUCAUUGAUCCAGCUUCCGCAGCCAAGAUUCAGGCCGUUGUGCUUACAUUGGCAGCCGUCACGGCAGAGGCUCAGCAAUCGCCAGAUGAACCAGAAGGUCACAGCCAUGAGCUAUGGUUUUUGAUGUUUCUGGUAUGCUGUACGUCUAUUGCUCUUUGGGAAGGUCUGAAGUGGGCAUGUCGUUGGUGUUGUAGGCGACGCAGAGUACAGAGGAGAGAGGUUGAGCGACAUGAACCAGAAGAGGAGCAUAGCUCAGACGGGGAAAAUCAGCCUGAUGAUGAGGACGAACUUCAGGAGUUCUCGCCUCAGGCAGCGGACAGAGUAGAGGACAAUGAUGUAGCUCGUGAGCUUACUGUGCCUCUUGAGGGGACGGUCGUUCGUUACGUUGACGAUGUGAUGUAUGUUGGCCCCCCUCCAGAAGAAGAAGAAGAGAGGUUGAGAAGAAGAAGACAGGGACAGAGAGUCUACCAUGAUGAGCCGGACUUUGAGCCAGCUGCUGUUGAAGCCUCCGGCCUACCGCCUUGGAAUGUUCAAAACCGGGUUCGUCAGGCUCUUGAGGCUCAACGAGACGCGAGGGGUUCGAAUGAAGGCCCAAACUGGAUGCCAAAUCAGUUUGUGAAUUACCCGGUCAUUCGGCUGCGUGCCGAUUGGCCUGCAUCAGAAAACCAACCUCCACUGGCAUACUUGGCUGCUUACCAGUCCGCUUGGGGUGGGUUAGCUUCAGCGCUGCAUCAGCUGCGGCCCAAUGAUGCUUACACGCGGGACGAGUACACAAGGCAUGACGCGAGACAGAAUGUGUUGAUUCGUUGGCACUUCGGAUGGCGUGUUAUGCUGUUUGAUCCCAAUCGCACUACAAGUCCGGUUGCUAUGAGCAGACUCACAGGAAGGAGACGUACGGUGAUCACAUACAGUGAUGGUACAGAGGAGCUGCUGGACGACAAUUUCCGGAUUGACAGUGCGAGAAGGAUGAUGGAUCAACAGUGGGUACGAAGAACCGAGCUCGAGAUCCGCGAGGGGACAUGA
Symbiodinium sp. CCMP2592 is the source of this 6729-nucleotide messenger RNA. The record is from the annotation of a GenBank genome assembly. Lineage: Eukaryota; Dinophyceae; Suessiales; Symbiodiniaceae.